AUGAUGUCGAGUGCUAAGUCAUCCCCAAGGAAGGGUGAUAAAAAGAAAGAAAUAAUAAAAAGCGAUUCAAAAGAAAUAAAUCUCUGAACAAAAGGUCUUUCAGGCUUCAAGAUGGGUAAAUUACUUGGAAAGGGAGGAUAUGCGAAGUGUUACGAAGCUCUAGAUUUAAACACUAAAAAGGUUUAUGCGAUAAAAAUAGUCAACAGAUCGAAAAUAACACAAGAGGAGAACAAGAAAAAGCUGGAGACUGAGAUAAAGUUGCACAAAUAUGUAUCUUCUUCUGCUAUAAAAUCUGACGACAAAGUGUCAAACAUCGCAAAGCUCUACCAAUACUUUGAAGAUGCAAAGAACGUCUACAUUCUGCUUGAGUUAUGUGAAAAUCUAAGCCUUGAUGUACUCCUGAAAAGAAGACUUCGGCUGAGAGAAGUUGAGGUGAGAUGAUACUUAGCUCAGAUAAUCAAUGGCCUGAAGCAACUCAAGAGACAUAAUAUCAUACAUAGAGAUUUAAAGUUAGGCAAUCUCUUUCUGACAAAGAAAAUGGAAAUCAAGAUUGGAGAUUUUGGAUUAGCUGUACAACUUAAAAAUCCAACUGCGAAGAGAAAAUCUGUUUGUGGAACACCAAAUUAUAUUGCACCUGAAGUGUUAGACGAGGGGCAUGGACACUCUUUUGAAGUAGAUAUUUGGGCAUGUGGUGUCAUUAUUUAUACUCUCCUAGUGGGGAGACCUCCUUUUGAAACUAGAGAUCUUCAUGAAACUUAUAGAAAAAUUCAAAGAGCAACUUAUAGUUUCCCUAAGCAUGUUAACAUAAGCGAUAAUGCUAAAGAUUUGAUAUCAAGAUGUUUACAAAUAGACCCUUUGAAGCGUAUAAAGCUUGAAAAAAUGUUAUCCCAUAAUUUCUUCAAAGAAGGGUACCCUGAGCUUUGCCCUGUCACCACUCUCACCAUUCCACCAUCAAUAUCGUACAGUGAAGCAUUUAAACCAAAAACUGGGAAGACUUCACCAGGAAAACCGCCUAUUAAAUAAAUCUGCUUAUUUCAGAACGACAUAUCAGCCGAUAUCAGCUAAGCGAAGUCUAGCUAGGCCAAAGAAGUUGAGCAAUCAGAUGGACUUACCUCUGAAGAAAAACUACAAAAGAGAAAGCAUGGUUCUAACAAAAUCAAAAUCUUCUAAACUGAAAUAACCCGAGCAGGGUCACCAGCAAGAGAUGUAGGUCUAUUGAUGGCCAACAGGUCUCUUUCGAAAUCAAGAAAGUCUCCGCACUGAAGAACCUCAAACAUAUACAGGAGAUCAGAAGAGAACAAGCAGGCACUCCGUGUAAUUUAGAAGUAGAGAGAAAGAAAUAAACUAACUAGAGAGGGUUCUUGGGACGAAAGUUCAGUCGAAGCUGAGGAACUUGAAACCCAAAAGUUUAAUCCCAGAUUCAAGCCUACAAAGCCAAGCGUCAUGAGUAGUAGACAAAGUGUAGAUAAGAGUAACAAGGCAGCAUAUAAAUCAUUCCAAGAUGACACCAAUGCUCAAGGAAAAAUGGAUUUAUUUAAUUCGAUGGAUAGUAAAAGAGAGGAGUCAGUCAAACUAGAGCAAGUAUUAAAAGCCAAAGAAGAGCCAUCCACUGCUGAGUCCUUUGGAUCAAGUAUCAAUGAAAGUAUUAGAUCUUUCUCAAUGUGGAACUCUUGUAAUAAAUCUGGUCCUUCAAGCACUGGAUGCACUCUUAUUUCAGAGUUUUUAAAACCAACUGAUUCUGGAUUAUUCUGCUAUAAACUUUCCUCUGGAAAUUACGGAAUACUAUUCAAAAAUUCUGCUAAAAUAGUUGUCUCACAAGAUCUGUUUCAAUUUUAUUACUUAAGGAGAAGUCAAAGUAAUGGCAAAUCUCAGUUUAAAGCUUCUCUGCAUAACUUUGACAAGGUGCCUGUUUGUCUCAAACCCCAUUUGAGAGAAAUUUACUCUUCAUUACAAUCUCUAUGUGGAAAGAAAAUGCUACAUGAUCCUGGAGAUUCAGAAAGUGUUGAUGAAAGCUUUUACCUAAGUCAGAAUAUUGUCUAUUGAAACAGAAUAAAGAAGGAAAAGUCUGCUUUUAUAUUUAAAAUGAGCAAUCAAAUCAUGCACAUCAUCUUUGAUGAUUCUACUGAGAUAAUAUUUAAUGAGAAAGAAAUGAUAUCGGUCAUCCUUACAAAGGAUAAGCAAAUUUUAAAAGCAAAUAUAGCCAAUAACUUCCACAGCUUUUUCACUCUUGCUAACCAUAACCACGGGUUGAACAAGAAGUUGGUUUUUGCAAAGGAAAUAUUUGAGAGGGCAAACACAUCAAGCGCUUUGAAGACUACUAAGAAGAAGUAUUCCCUCUAUAUGAACCCUCUGGCUAAGAAAACCAAGAAUUAUUCAGUCAAUUUAGGAUACAAACCAUCUCCAACGAAGCGUGUCAGAAAGAAGACGACCUCUAGCACGAGUUAUAAGACUGCUCGAGAUGCUAUUAAAAAUGGUGUUACACAGGAAAUUAGGAAGAAGCUUUCAACACAGUUCUAUAACUUCUCUAAGCCAUCUCAAAAGAGAAAUCACCCAUUGUUGAAGAACAAGUCAGGCCUUGGAAAUGAUCCCAAGCAUUGAUUUAGCCACGAAUUUGAUAAGAAAGCUCUCCAUUACUCUAAUAUUGCAUAA
Moneuplotes crassus is the source of this 2649-nucleotide messenger RNA. NCBI's taxonomy places the organism in Eukaryota, Ciliophora, Spirotrichea, Euplotida, Euplotidae. The record is from the annotation of a GenBank genome assembly.